Molecule: messenger RNA, 457 nt
Organism: Drosophila bipectinata
Lineage: Eukaryota; Metazoa; Arthropoda; Insecta; Diptera; Drosophilidae
Source: RefSeq, a predicted model, not a curated record
UCAUUACCGAUCGCAAAGAUGUGCUGCAAUCCCGGAGGCUGCUGCAAUCUCCCCACUAGCAUCCAGUGCACCAACUUUUGCUUCAAUUGCUGGACUGGCACGGCUACAACACCUUAUACCCGCAAAAUAUGUGUUCCUGGCUGUGGUUGCGGGCCAUGUUGUUAGGACAACUAGACCCGCUGAUGGAUCGGAAGUCUCGCACCAACCGGGAAACUUUAUUAUCAACAUCAGUGAUAUCAUCACCUAUCACAACGAUGUACCUUAAUCCCGGAGGCUGCUGAGAUCUUCUGUGGAAGCAUCCUGGACAGAAAAACAAGAACCUCUGGAUAGGGACUCCAGUGAUCAUUAUCACCUCUUCUCAAGCUGGACAGGAUGUUUCAGCGGGUCGUCAUCAAAAUUUCUAUUCUGUGAAAUCAAAAUUAAAACCAUCUAAAUACGUUCUCUAAGCAAUCAGAAG